Molecule: messenger RNA, 2677 nt
Organism: Malania oleifera
Lineage: Eukaryota; Viridiplantae; Streptophyta; Magnoliopsida; Santalales; Ximeniaceae
Product: inorganic pyrophosphatase TTM2
Exons: 12
Coding region: 396-2375 (659 amino acids)
Cellular component (GO): cytoplasm
Molecular function (GO): kinase activity; ATP binding
Source: RefSeq, a predicted model, not a curated record
CUAUCAGUCCAUUGGGUUCAAGGAAGUGUGUCCAUAAUAGGCUGGCGUAGUGAGCUGUGACUUCCAAAUUGUGUGUGUAUAAAUUGGAAGUGAAAUAAUGAAGUCAUGGCAUUAAAAUGCCUCUUCAAUAUUUUUUUCUCUCUCCUCUGAAGUUUCGGGUGUCUUCUUUGUAAACCCUUUUGCAAAUUCUAAAGAAGUAGGAUUCCCACAUCCCAAAAAUUUCUGGGAAAUCACAUUCCUUUCUAUUCGGGGGAAGUAUAUUACCGGAAACCCAAAAAAAUAUAUAAGUGUGAUACCAAGAGGAGAACUCAUAAUAUGGUCCUGCUUCUGAGGUUUUAUUGCUGAACUCAGUGAAGACCCGUCUACCUCUAUUAGAGAAAGCCAUCAUAUUUUAAAUGGAUCAAGAUAACGAAUCACACCAGCGAAAGCCAGGACUUCUAAAAGAUCAAGUCCAGUUGGUUAAGAGAAAGGACUCUGAUCGUUAUGAGAUUGUCCCAAUUCAAAAUACUCUAUCAUUUGAGAAGGGAUUCUUUAUAGUAAUUCGUGCGUGCCAGUUGUUGGUCCAAAGUAAUGAUGGAAUUAUUGUGGUUGGGUUAGCUGGUCCCUCUGGUGCUGGGAAGACAGUAUUUACGGAAAAGAUACUCAAUUUUAUGCCGAGCAUUGCUGUCAUAUCAAUGGACAACUACAAUGAUUCUAGUAGAAUUGUUGACGGCAACUUUGAUGAUCCACGCGUGACGGACUUUGAGACAUUACUCAAUAAUAUCCAUGAUCUGAAGGAAGGAAAGCAGGUUCAGGUUCCAAUAUAUGAUUUCAAGUCUGGCUCCCGCACAGGAUACAGAACACUUGAAGUUCCAAGCUCCCGUAUUGUGAUUAUUGAGGGAAUUUAUGCUCUGAGUGAAAGAUUGCGGCCUUUAUUGGACCUUCGAGUAUCUGUCAUGGGUGGAGUUCACUUUGACCUAGUCAAACGGGUUUUGCGGGACAUACAACGUGCUGGCCAAGAACCAGAAGAAAUAAUCCAUCAAAUAUCUGAAACAGUAUACCCCAUGUAUAAGGCUUUCAUUGAGCCUGAUCUCCAAGCAGCACAUAUAAAAAUCAUCAACAAAUUCAACCCAUUCACUGGAUUCCAGUCUCCUACUUACAUUUUAAAGUCAUCAAGGAAAUUGACGGAGGAUCAAAUCAAGGAUGCCGUCUCUAAAGAUCACACAGAAACUCUGGAGCAGACUUACGAUAUAUAUCUUCUUCCACCUGGUGAAGAUCCUGAAUCUUGCCAGUCAUAUCUAAGGAUGCGGAAUAGAGAUGGAAAAUACAAUCUAAUGUUUGAGGAAUGGGUUACAGAUGCUUCGUUUGUCAUAUCACCGAGAAUAACUUUUGAAGUCAGUGUACGCCUUCUGGGUGGGCUGAUGGCAUUGGGAUACACAAUAGCAGCUAUCCUCAAAAGAAGUAGUCAUGUAUUCUCAGAUGAUAAGGUUUCUGUGAAAAUUGAUUGGUUGGAACAACUGAAUCGUCAAUAUGUUCAGGUGCAAGGAAGAGAUCGCUUGGUUGUAAAAUGUGUGGCUGAGCAGCUGGGUUUGGAUGGUUCAUACAUUCCCCGCACUUAUAUAGAACAAAUUCAGCUGGAAAAGCUUGUGAAUGAGGUUAUGGCAUUGCCAGAUGACUUGAAGACAAAGCUCAGCUUAGAUGAGGAUCUGGUCUCAAGCCCGAAAGAAGCACUUUCUCGAGCCUCUGCAGAUAGGAUUGCCAUGAGAAACAAGCAUCUUAAAAGUGGUAUGUCACACUCUUACUCAAACCAGAAUGACAAGAAUCUACCCAAAUUCACUGGAUUUGCUGUCCACAACCGAAGGUUUGAUGACAGAACUGCAGAAUCUCCAGCAGCCUUAGCAAACCAGGGAGUCAUUAUACAACUCUCAGAACAGAUUUCGACACUAACUGAGAGGAUGGAUGAGUUUACAUCUCGGAUUGAAGAGCUCAAUUCAAAGUUCACCAUUAAGAAAGUUUCUAGCACUCAACAAAGCAUGGCUCUUCAAGCUGAAGCCUGCAAUGGAUCUGCUCCCACUUCUUACUUCAUAUCUGGAUUGGGCAAUGGCUCCUUGACUGGAUCCAUGAUGCAUAAUUCCUCAUCUUCUUCCCAGUUGGCAAAAGAAUCUCCCCUGAUGGAAGAGAUAGUAGCUAUUACUCGAGGACAACGACAGAUCACGCAUCAAUUAGACAAUCUUAGCAAUCUACUCCGAGAGAAUUUUGGGGAGAGGUCUCAUCAACUAAGAACAGACAAGAAACACAUGACUGAUAUUGAAACUACUAGAGUUCCUCUGAUUUUAACCCUGGCGAUUGGUAGUUUAGGGGUACUCUUAUUUAAGUGUUUUCUACCCCGAAACUAAUUAAUCUGCCUAAUAUUAAUUCACAUAUUCCUUGCUUUCUUUUUUUAAUUCUCUAUUUUUUUUUGGGUCCCACAUCGUUGCAAAAUUUUACCCUUCUGCUCGGAAACAGUCAUUUGACAGAUCAGGCUCAUCUGUGAAUAGAGAUUCUGGAGGCAAAUAAAAGCUUUCGGGGUUCUCUUUGAGGUUUGUAAAAGAAGGGUGCUUUAGCAAAUUUUGCUACUGUGGGUCAGUGAUCUUUGUUAGAAAUUAGAAUAUGCUUGCUUCUCAUGAUAUUCUUAAUGAUCAAUACUAACUUAGAUUAA